GCUCUAGUUUCACCGGUCGGUAGGUGAGCGCGCGACCUUGCGGACCAAUACUCAGCAGGGCGGGGGCGCCUAUGACUGCGGCUGGCUGCGGCGCUGACGCCACUCGUACUGCGCUUACCAACCGACCAGCGCGCUUCCAAACAUUUCAAAUACGAAUUCGAAAAUCGAACGCGAACGGACGAUGACAUAUUGAUUUUUUAAUAAAAAAUAAAAAGGCAUAAACAAUGUGGUUAAUUUUUUUAUGCGUGUUAGCGGGCACGGCGCUGCACGCGGAGGGUGCCGGCGCGGGCGCAGCGCGUCUCAUAUGCUACGUGGAAAAUACGCAUGCGUCUGAAUUUUCCGAGUGCACACACCUCGUGUACGCGGGCGACGCUAGAGGUGAAAAGCUGGACAACUUGCUGAGAGAGUACAGGAAAAGCAAUCCCAGGCUGAAGAUCAUCCUUCGAGUCUCCGAAGUAGACAAGGACCUGCGCUCACUUUUGAAAUCCAAACACGUACAGGGUUUGGAAAUCCACGAUGCCCAUCGCACCCUCAACAGAACAAAGGUCACUGAACUGGUGGAGUCAGCUCGAUCCGCUAUCAGUUCCACUGGAGGUGGACCUUUGUUCCUGGCGCUGCCUGCUCAUCCUGAACUCCUGGCUAAGUACUACGACUUGAGAGAGCUAGUGAAAAAAAUCGACCUGAUGAUUGUCCAGACCCAUGCUCUAGGCUUAGUGAAGAAGAUGACUUAUCAUCCAAGUCGACUGAGCGGAUUGUGGGACAUGAUGAACACUGAUUCAGUUGUCGAUUUAGUAGUUGGUCUCGGUGUGCCCUCAUCCAAGGUGGUCAUCAGUUUACCAGCAACCGCACGUCAGUUCACACUCCUCAACGAGACCUUGAGUACUCCCGGUAGCCCGACAAUGGAUGAUGAGCCAAAAGAGAUCGAUCAAGCCGAGCUCUGCAGGCAAUUGCAGAGAGGAAGAUGGACCUUGGAAAGGGACCAAGAUUUGUCCGCUCCGUAUGCGUUUAAGAACACCACUUGGAUAUCCUUUGAAGAUGCAUCGUCAGUGGACGUGAAAGGUAAAUAUGCUCGCGUCAGGGGUCUAGCUGGACUGGCGCUGCAUAGAGCCGACAAGGAUAUAGACACGCCAUGUGGACCUACUCUAAGAGCCAGCUUGACUAAGGUCCUGAACCAGCAAAGUCGGGCGCCCAGAGCUGCAGUGUUGAGAUCUCUGGAGAAUGAGAUCCUGUCAGCGGGGCAGGGCCGGCCUCUAGACGCGCUGCAAGUUUCUCCCUACCGCAUCACUCAGAUCGUAGACUCGGAUGGCGUCAUUCACUCUAUCAGAGAGGACACAAGAACUGAAUUCUCUUGCUCCCGCCAAGGUUACUUCGUACACCCGCGCUCCUGCGCCAGAUUCUACCGCUGCGUGAAGUUCGACCAGUACUCACCUGAUUAUACUGUAUUUGAGUUCGACUGUCCUACGGGUUUAGCGUUUGACGCGCGUUACGAGGUGUGUGUGUGGCCGGGAAGCCUGGCGCACUCGCAGGCCUGCCCCGGUACCGCGGAGAUAGCGCCCGUGCCGCGCACUAGGUUCAUCUGCCCCGACGCUGAAGGUUACUACGCGGAUCCUGAGAAUUGUCGAUGGUUCUUCGCGUGCUUGGACCACGGCAAGGCGCCGCUGACCGCGUACGAGUUCCGCUGCCCGUUCGGUUUAGGCUUCGACGCGGCGCGGCUCAAGUGCGACUGGCCCUGGCUGGUGCCCGGCUGCGGGAACAUUGCCAGAUACGAGGCCGAGGCUUACGGCUUCUCUGCCGCCACGCUCACAGGUGCUCUCGGUUUCCAGGGCAAGACAGCUGAUGCGGUGAACAUAGCGGCCCAUCAGAGCCUGGCUUCCGGAGCGGCGCUGGACAACCUGGUCGGCCUGCAGGGCGGCUUCCUGAACAACGGAGAUGCCAUAGACACCAACUUUAUCAACUCACUGGAACUCGAAGGUGGCGCAAGCAACGGACACGAAUAUAUACUAACGAACGACGCUUCAAGUCUAGUCGAAAAUGUUGUUAAAUAUAACGGCGAACAAACCGCAAAUGCUAACCUCGGUCUCGUGCAAGCUACUAAUAAUAACGAUGGACCAGAAUAUACCAGUGGAUCUAUCAUUCUGGACGACUACAGGCUGCCGAGCCAGAAAACUGGCGCUAGUCAAGCGAGGCUACAGAAUGUCGGGGCGACUGCAUCAUAUGCACAGAGCGCAGGAGUUACAAGCUCCGUCCGCAAAAGCACUGGCAAAUAUGACGCCAGAUACAAUACCGGUUACUACAGACCGCAACAAUACAGCGGAGGCCGCUUCAAUGAUGGCAAAUACAGACCUUCCAACACAGGGAAAUACGUCCACGAUCCCACGGGUGACCGCGCUCUGCCUUACAACCACGUCGCCUCACCUGUAGUGCCCUACAAGCAUGUUGAUUACGGUUACACAGUGACCAAAGGUUUCGACGUCGGAAAAUAUAACGGUUCAUGGUCGUACACUGACAGUUCGGACAAGUCAUCCGAUGGUUACUAUUACAACAAACCAACGGGACCAACAUUCGAGGAAGGAGGGUAUAACACUGGAUACACCGGUACUUACAACAUUAAUGGAUACGUUGGCACGACCGACGAUUCUGGAGCCUACGUUGAUCACACCAAUGCAGGCCAUACGCUGACCGCUGGCGCAGUAAAUGUAGGUCUCGUAGGUAAAACGACUCUAGUUGAUGUCGGAAAUACCGGAGAUGACAAUAUACAAACAGGACAAGUCUCUUAUGUAUCUCAACCCGGGGUGACCAUAAAUCAUGUCGGUACGGAUAUUCACAAUCUCGAUGGCUACAGUUUCGCUACAAACCCCACGUCAUCUGGUAUUCCCACUACCGCCACGCCGUUUGCUGUCACUGCUGCUUUGCCGACAGUCACCACAUUCAAAACUACAUACGUUCCUUUGGCGCCCAAGACGAGCAUUAAGCAAAUCUUUAGCGUCACUCAGGCGCCUGUUACAUUAGUCACUCCUAAAGUGGAACUUACUGAUUAUACUGUAAAUACCAAUUAUCAAAGCGAAAAUAAGGCCUCUACUGGUUAUGAUUACGAGAAACCAAGAAUUCCGUUUGAAGAGGGUAUAUCUUACACCACCGCGACACCCGGUAUAGCAGUGUCUACAUAUAAACCUCAAGGUUUCAGCCACCAGCAACAAACGAUCCACCACGUAGCGGCAGAUAUCGCCAGCUAUUCUACACCAGUGACAGAAGUACCUUUUAAGAAAUUGGUUGCAUAUACUACUACUGGACCCACCGCUUCUUCGUACUCACAAACGCAAGGACAACGGACAAACAGAUUUGGCUCUACUAAUGUUUUCUCCACAUCAACUGGUUACAACCAGGGUGAGUCGACCGUAACAUUUGUCCAACCACAGAAUGUCGUUCAAUACACUCAGACUUUACCAACUGCCAGUAUUCAACCGGCUGUCUCCACAUACCAACCUCAAGCUUUCAGCCAACAAACUCUUCAUAAGGUUGACGCGGGCAGAAUAAACGCAUUCGCCCAAAACGGAGAAACUUAUCAAUACACAAAACCGGGCGGCUAUGAUGGAACGCAACAAACAGUUAUCCAGUACACGACACCGACGCCGAUAGUGACAUCAACUUACAGACCGCAAGCUUUCAGUCAACAGACUCUUAACAAAUUCGUCUCGUCAACAGUACGUCCAGUCGUUCGCCAGCAGUACACGUACCAAACAACCCCUGUUACAUUGUACGAGAAUCCAAUAUUAAAGUACACUCAAAAAGUAUUUCCCCAGACAUUUGUCAGUUCCACUUACGCGCCGCAAACGUACAGCCAGCAAGCAAUACACACAGGAGAAAAUGAUAAAACAAUUGGAACCGACGCUGGAUACACCUAUACAAAAUCUGACGUCACGUAUCAACAACCACAACAAGUGGUGGAGAUUUCUACCAUUCAACCUGCCAUUUCUACUUACCAACCACAAUCUUACAAUCAACAAACCAUCCAUAAAGUUGACGCAGGGCAAGUAAAUACUUAUACACAAGGUGCUGGAGUUAGUGGUUAUUUCAAUACACACCCUAUUAUUACUUUAGACGAACCCGCCAAAACCGUCGUGGAAUCAUCCACUGCUGCGCCUAUUGUGACAACCACUUUCAGACCGUAUACAAUUAGACAGAGAAUUCAAACUCAAAAGAUAGUUCCGGUUUCCACUACUCCACUUCCUAAGGUCGAAUUAACGUAUCAACCAUCGGUAACCAUUUAUGAGAAUCCUAUAUUGAAAUAUACCCAGAAAGUCACACCUGUUUCAUACGUACAACCUACAGCAACCGUUUUUACAAAAACGACUAAACCAUUAGUUCAGCAAAAUCAAGUUCAAUAUCAGACAACUGGUCAACAAACAUACAAUAAUUUGGGUGUAGACGUGAAGCAAGCUGGCUACACUUACAGUCAACCUGAAAUCCAAACUAACAUCGGUUCAUCAAGAGCUUACUCAGAUGCCAGCGUCGUGUCCCGUCAAGAAUUUCAUCUUAACACCGGCAGUCAAUAUAGCUCAGGAAAAGACGUCGUAUUUGUUUCUACCACACCUUCCACUUUAGUUUACGAAGACCACUAUUCUACUAACGAUAAAACUAAAUCUACUGGAUAUACCGCACCCGAAACAAAGUAUCAAACCUCAUAUACAAGACCUACAGUUUCUGUGCCACUUGUAAAUGAGCAAUUCUCCACGAUAUACAAAACUCAAGACCAAUACGACUACAAACCUAUUGAAUUUUCACCACAAUAUGACAUUAGUCAAACAGUACCAGCACAAGUAUCCGUCAGUCAAACAACCGUAGAACUGCCCAGAAAGACUGUAUUCAAACAAACAGUUUACCAAGCUCCAGAAAUACAAGGAGCAUAUAAGGGUGAAGAUUAUCUUCCACCGGUCGUAUCAACAGCCACUCCUGUUGUGACCUCGACUUAUCAACCUUCCACUUAUUCAACAGUUGGAACAUCACGGGAGUAUCAACCUGCUGUUUCGAAAACAACGUUUGAAUACAAUGGACCUGAAUAUUUACCUCCUCAAACAACUGCUAAACCUACUACCAAAUCCAGGGAGUACUUACCUCCAGUAGGACAGACGAUAUUCGAAUCAAAAAUAACGAAAACUCCUUACCAAGACUAUAGUGUACCACAAGACACUGCCACUGUUGUGUCUUCCACUACAACACCUAUUUAUAGAAAACAGAACAUUGUCGUCGAGACCGCCAAAUCGCAAUUACUUGGCUUCGGCUCAGUUGGCAAUGACGCUGGAUUGGUGACACCUGUAACUUACAGUACUUCAGCACCCGUUGUAUCGAGCACUGAAAAUUAUUAUGUACAACCUAAAAUAGUUACUUCGACAUACGCACCGGAGCUAGUAGAAGUAACUUCGUUUGCACCUCGAAGAAGCAGACCAAAGUAUUUCAGACCAAGUGUAACAUCUACUACUCAAGCUCCCAAUGAAUACGUCAAAUCUACAGCUUAUAGCGGUCCGGAUUACUUGCCUCCUUCUGAAGAAAUCAACCAGAAGCUGGAAACAAUUGGGUUCACUAAUUCUGAUACUUCAUAUUCUCAAAACAUUAAUGUAAACCCGUAUCAAGAAUAUACUAUUUCCGAUGCGACCCCUGUUGUAGUAUCCUCAACUGCAGCACCUUUGAGGAAGCAGAAUAUUGUCGUAGAUACUGCCAAAUCUAAUCUUCUCGGCUUCGGCACUGUUGGCCCGGACGCUGGAUUGGUAACCUAUACAUCUUCCCCGGCAUCAAGUGUGGGAACUUACCAAACAGUAACUUCGACAUACGCACCCAUACAACAGGAACUCGUUGAAGUAACACCGUCUAUUGUCCCCGUUCGACGAACAAAGCCCAAAGUUGCCGUUGUCACUAAAAUAAACGAUUUCAAUCCACUCCUUGUAAGAAAGUUAGGCGCCGUAUGUAGCUGUCAAUCACCAGUCUUGGUGCUCAAAGGUAGAAGACCGUCCGUGAAACAACAAGAGAUCUAUACUAAUGAUUAUAAUACUGUGACGCAAUCAUCGAGGAUACAAACGCCAGUGGUAACCACUGUAGUUACUCCGACACCAGCGGUAACAUCGACGUUUAAUCCUAUAAUUGUACCUGAUGAUUCAUUCUACCAAGAUUACCAAGAUCAAGCUAGCAAUGACAAUAUAGCGAUCGUGCCAAACGGUAGCGACAAUGGAAACUAUGUUUCUAGUACACCAACUAUUGUUUCUACCACCGAAAAAGUUGUAAGAAUACGCCCGAGAGUGAAGGCCGUUACUGUUGCACCUACAUACAGAACUGUGCUGUUAAACGAGGAAGUAUCGCCGACUGUUGAAAUCAAGGGAGCGGACGUAACGACUGAUUCUCAAUCAUUUGAUAGAUACGGACCUGGUGGAUGGAGAGGCAGAGACGAGACGCUGCAAGGUUCCGUCGAUUGUCAGAGAGCGGGUCUGUUCCGUCACCCAAAACAAUGUAAUAAAUUCUACGCAUGCAGGUGGGACUGCACGAAACAGAGAUUCACACUUCACGUCUUCAAUUGUCCCGUACAACUCAGUUUCGAUCCUAACCUCGGAGCUUGCAAUUGGCCAAGUCAAGGUCCCGCUUGCCAAGGCGAUACGCUUCUCACAAACACCAUUUAAAUAGGUUCCAUUAAAAAGUUUAAAUUGAAUCUCGAUGUGCCAUCGAAAUUGUGAUAGCAUGUGAUCACAAAUUUUUUUUUUUUCAAAUCCUAAUUGUUUGAUUUGCAAGUUGCGUUAUGUCUGUCUCUAUCUCCCUCUUUCUUCUAAUUCUUUAAGCUUAUUUAUUUUUUGAUUUUGUUAAUGUUAUAUCAUAGUUAUUUAUUAAUCAUGUGCUCCUAAUAAAGCUUGCGCUCGCUAAAUACUAUUCAUGGAAAUUUGAAAUUUUUCAUUGAACUUUAGUUACCUGUACCUAGUUCAUGUAGCAUGUUAUGUUUUAUAAUUGUCGAAUCAUACUUUUGUAUUUUUAUAAAUUAAUAUAGAAACAA
Papilio machaon (common yellow swallowtail) is the source of this 7027-nucleotide messenger RNA. RefSeq lists its product as uncharacterized. The coding region runs from base 225 to 6662 and encodes 2145 amino acids. The record is from RefSeq and is a predicted model, not a curated record. The transcript has 9 exons. Gene Ontology annotation, cellular component: extracellular region. Gene Ontology annotation, molecular function: chitinase activity; chitin binding. Gene Ontology annotation, biological process: carbohydrate metabolic process; chitin catabolic process. Lineage: Eukaryota; Metazoa; Arthropoda; Insecta; Lepidoptera; Papilionidae.